Molecule: messenger RNA, 1722 nt
Organism: Serendipita indica DSM 11827
Lineage: Eukaryota; Fungi; Basidiomycota; Agaricomycetes; Sebacinales; Serendipitaceae
Source: the annotation of a GenBank genome assembly
AUGUCGACGAUGAAGAUGGCCUGCGAAGCGUGCUACGCGCGCAAUAUCGAGUGUAUACGAAAUAGAACCCCCGAGAGAUGCAAUACUUGCAUUCAGACCCGCCAGGCCUGUUCUACGACCUUUGGAGCUACCAAUCCACAGUUGGCACCGCACGCUUUCAUCCGCGCACGAAGUGGCCAAUCAACGUCAACAAGCCAAUAUCCUGCUCAUCAGUCUCAGAUCCAAUAUUUUGCUGGCGCCGCGGACCCUAGGGUGAACGACGACGAUGGAAACGACAUUGAGCAAACAGUCGCUCGCCUGACUCGUCUACAACGCCUAAUCAACGGGCUUAUUCGUCCGGUGGUGAAACUACGGAGAGCCAUCAAGUACUCACUGAGCGGCCCUCGAGUUUCCUCACCGCGCAAUCUUCAUCCAGUGUCCUCUCCAUUUACACCAGCUGGCGGUUCCCCGCGAUCAAUCACGGACCACGCGUCGUCUGCCUCUCGUCAGACGCCUAUUCAACCACAGAGCCCGACAUCAAGUCUUUUCGAGAGCGUAGACGUCGACCUCGAAGGUAGUCAAAAGGCUUUCGGGUAUCUGGCUCAAGACGUGGAUGCUCCCGCUCGCCCGGUAUCACUAAAAGAGGUUAAUCUCGACUAUUCAACUCACCCUUCAUCUUUUCCUUCUCUCGGCGCCCACAAGAACUUGCGCCACUCUUCCGUCAGUAGCGUCCCUGACAAUUCGAGGCCUGCCAACUCUUCUCCGUGGACAAUUCGAGAGAGAAACCUCACGGGUUAUGUGCGGUUGCGCUCAUUGCACAAAGUCUACGAUGGUCCAUAUUCGGCCGUCUAUCAAGGUAUCUACAAGGACGGGGAUGAAGAAAAAGACGUCGCCAUAAAGAUCGUUCGAGCCGUCGGGUCUCCUCGUUCGAUACGGCGGAGAAGAUGUCGUGAAGUCACGACAGGAAUGAGUAUUCACCAUCCGAAUAUCCUCCCGGUAUACGGCAUUGUCGAGGGCGAGGAGUUUGGCCCGUUUGGCGGAAUCAUCACACUAUGGUGUCCAAAUGGCAAUGCUGCGCAAUUGGUCCACGAGUACAAUCUUUCGCCACUGGAAAGAUAUCGUCUGUGGCGAGGUGUGGUGGAUGGACUUGCUCAUCUACAUUCGCAUUCACCGCAAAUUGUACACGGAGACAUGAAACCGCCCAAUGUUCUGAUUGCCAAAGAUGGAAGGCCGAUGAUUUGCGACCUCGGGCUUGCACGAAUCUUGGUCGAUGAGACCUCAUUCUCGAGCGACGGAUACGCUAGCGACGAAAAUCAGUCCUGGAUGCGUAAAAUCAAUACCACAACGCCGCAUUCUGGAACACCUCGAUACCUCGCUCCCGAACAGGUUGAUCUAAACCGUCCUUCUAAACCUACUACAGCGGCAGACGUGUACGCAGUCGGGUGUAUCGGGUUCGAGUUCAUCUACUCAAAGGUGCCCUACGCAAAUCGUCCACACAAUCUUCAGGGUCAAAUCUUCCAUGAUAUUCGUCGCGGCAUCCCUCCCGCUUCUCGACCGACGACCUCACACUCACCCAAAACUAGUCCAUUGUCGACCCCGGACGACGGUGUGAGUACUCUAUGGGAUAUACUGGAGUGGUGCUGGCGUCGUGAUCCUUCUUCUCGCCCGAUGGCAUUGCGUCUGCGCGAGUUGUUGGCCAGUUACGAAGACGUGAUUGUCAGUGCGCUCGAGUGCCAGACCUAA